Messenger RNA from Colletotrichum graminicola M1.001, 1416 nucleotides. RefSeq lists its product as uncharacterized. The transcript is spliced from 3 exons. The coding region runs from base 1 to 1416 and encodes 471 amino acids. Gene Ontology annotation, molecular function: transcription coactivator activity. NCBI's taxonomy places the organism in Eukaryota, Fungi, Ascomycota, Sordariomycetes, Glomerellales, Glomerellaceae. Gene Ontology annotation, biological process: regulation of transcription by RNA polymerase II. The record is from RefSeq and is a predicted model, not a curated record. Gene Ontology annotation, cellular component: SAGA complex.
AUGCCCGACAUCGACCCCGCGGCCUUGAGCAGCCGCCCAUCUGUAAAUAUCUCAACGCCGACGUUGUCUGCCAAGUCCAUUACUGUACAACCUCCCGGUUCCCUCAAAACUUCCAAAACAAGCCAGAUCAUUCCGGCCCGCAUUGACCUUGAGCCGCUGUAUACCGCUUUGAAGCAGAACAUCGGCUCCGAAGCAUGGGUCGUAUACAAGGAGUCAACGACAGAGUUCCUCAUCGGUCGGCUGAACCAGACCGAAUACUCGGAACGAAUCGAUCCUAUCCUCGCAUCCCCCAAUGGCGAAAGGGAACACCUCCAUAACCAGCUAAUAGCCGCUAUUUACGGCAAUGUCACGAGAGAGAUGCCCGACCAGGGGCUUGCCCCCUGGGUUAGCGCUAACGACAAGCCGACCGCGCCUGUUGGCAGUAAGCCUGUCUCUGGCGAUGCUGCAGAGCGUCGACUCAAGGGCGAUGUCAUGCAAUUGCCCACCAAAGACCGUCGGCGCAUUAAGGACUUGGCUUCUAACGAUGUUGGUUUCCAUCCCUUUCUCUUCAAGCCACACCUUUCUGAUAGUGAUUCUAUACAGUUCGAUCCUCACGAGACCCUUUCCAACGUCUUCCUCGAAACCCACAGGCGACAGUCCAAGCCGGCCGAAGUCCCGCCCAGUGCUGGAGGCAUUGGAGGCAUCAACAAAAUGAAUUUUGACUUGGAGAUUCGCAAGCGCUUUGCACAGCCAUUGGCCGUGGAGUCAGGCGAAUUCCCGGAUGCCCCUGUAGUAGAAGGUAGGAUGCUGCCUUUCUGCUAUGAGGCAGGCCUCACCAAUGGUCAUGUCCAAGAAGCGCCACACUUCAUGUCUGUCGCGACAGAAACGUUCAUCAAGGAAGCCCUAGCUGCUAUAUUCUCCAAGACGAGGAGCAAUGGUCCGGGAGAGGGCGGAACCGCUGGUUUCGGCGCCGGUACGCAAUGGAUCCAAACCCACAAAUACCGGCAUCAACUUGUGAAAGAAGAGGAUGCGGCUUUACGAGGCGAGCUUACCCGUGAUAAGAGCGGUCUGUUGCCAAUCGAGUCGAAAGCCGCGAGCGAGCGUGGUCCUCUUGGUAUGGCAGACGUACGAAUCGCACUGGAGAUGGCAGACAGCGGCCUGGCACAAUUUCCCAUCAUCAACACGGCAAUAUCGUAUGGAUAUCGUGAAGGAGAACUCGAAAACUGGCAUGAUUAUACCUGGCUCCCAGGUCUUGAGCCCAGUGGAACCAAGGAGGCAGAUGUCCCCGAUGUCAAGCCACUGGCUGUGGAGCAGCUGCCGAACGGACACGUCGACGAAAUGGAGAUUGACUCGGAGCCAUGGUGGGACGGCGCAGAUCCUCAAGAUAUGGGCGCGCUUGAUUCCGUGCUAGAUUCGUGUCUGGCCGUUGGAUCAUAG